Mesitornis unicolor (brown roatelo) is the source of this 1007-nucleotide messenger RNA. RefSeq names its product potassium intermediate/small conductance calcium-activated channel, subfamily N, member 2 (gene KCNN2). Gene Ontology annotation, cellular component: neuronal cell body; neuron projection; plasma membrane. The coding region runs from base 80 to 592 and encodes 170 amino acids. Lineage: Eukaryota; Metazoa; Chordata; Aves; Mesitornithiformes; Mesitornithidae. Gene Ontology annotation, molecular function: small conductance calcium-activated potassium channel activity; calmodulin binding. The record is from RefSeq and is a predicted model, not a curated record. The transcript has 4 exons. Gene Ontology annotation, biological process: potassium ion transmembrane transport.
UGGGUGCACGGCACUGGUGGUAGCUGUGGUGGCAAGGAAGUUAGAACUUACCAAAGCUGAAAAACAUGUGCAUAAUUUCAUGAUGGACACCCAGCUAACUAAAAGAGUGAAAAAUGCAGCUGCUAAUGUACUCAGGGAAACAUGGUUAAUUUAUAAAAACACAAAGCUGGUUAAAAAGAUAGACCAUGCAAAAGUAAGGAAACAUCAACGCAAAUUCUUGCAAGCUAUUCAUCAAUUAAGAAGUGUAAAAAUGGAGCAAAGGAAACUGAAUGAUCAAGCCAACACUUUGGUGGACCUGGCAAAGACUCAAAACAUCAUGUAUGACAUGAUUUCUGACUUAAAUGAAAGAAGUGAAGAUUUUGAGAAGAGAAUUGUUACUCUGGAAACUAAACUGGAAACUUUAAUUGGUAGCAUUCAAGCUCUCCCUGGACUGAUUAGCCAGACAAUCAGCCAGCAGCAGAGGGAUUUCCUCGAGGCUCAGAUACAAAAUUAUGAUAAACAUGUUGCUUACAGUGCUGAACGAUCACGAUCUUUGUCAAGAAGAAGGAGAUCAUCCUCCACAGCACCACCAACUUCAUCAGAGAGUAGCUAGAAAAUAAUAAGUUAACCACAAAAUAAAGACUUUUUGCCAUCAUAUGGUCAGUAUUUUAGCUUUUAUUGUAAAGCCCUAUGGUUCUAACCAGUGUUAUCUGGGUUCUGAUGUCAGAAUCCUGGAAACCUGAACAUGUUCUAGGCCAAAAUGAGUGAAAACUCUUUUUUCCCCCCUCCUCCUCUCAGAUGCAUAUUGAAUGCACCUAUUAUUGCUAUAUUAGAUUGUUCCUCCUGUUACUUCAAUAACUUUUUAUUUAUGCACUUCAAACAAACUUUACUACUUCAGUAUAUAACAUAAUAAAAAGGUUAAUUUCUGCAUAGUUGCUUGGUUACUUGGACUAAACAAAGCUCACAAUCAAAAGGCCUAAUUAUAAACUUCUAAGAAACUAAAUUGAAGCUUAAUAAUUAUCUCUCAG